CUAUCCGGGUCAGAGGCUUGAGUCUAAGGCAUAGAGUGUAUCAUGUUGAAGAUGAGCGGGUGGCAGCGACAGAGCCAAAAUCAGAGCCGGAACCUGAGGAGAAAGUGUUCCAGAAGGAAGUGUAUCUUCAUACAUCACCACACCUGAAAGCAGGUAAAC
This is a messenger RNA of Physeter macrocephalus (sperm whale), 159 nucleotides long. Its product is annotated as DDIT3 upstream open reading frame protein. Lineage: Eukaryota; Metazoa; Chordata; Mammalia; Artiodactyla; Physeteridae. The coding region runs from base 43 to 147 and encodes 34 amino acids. The record is from RefSeq and is a predicted model, not a curated record. The transcript has 2 exons.